GUAAAUUAAACUAGUGCUACACUGGCGUGGAGGGAAGGAUUAAAGAGCAAAGAGCAAAUAAAACUAUUUUUCUUUUCUCCACUCGCUAGUCUUCGUCGCUGUUUCCCACACCAUCUACUUUAUUUGAAACAAACAACAAACACGAACGGUGCUGAGGAAGCAGAAUGGGGAGGAAGGAUGCCAGCGCCACCAAACUACCAGUUGAUCAGUACAGGAAGCAAAUCGGUAAGCAAGACUACAAGAAGACAAAGUCAGUCUUAAAGGCCACGCGGCUCAAAGCUGAAGCCAAGAAGAACUCGUCUGGAUUCAGGGAUGGCUUCCUGGUGCUCGUGGCCAUCGCGUUCUUCGUCGUCUGCGUCUACGCUUUUUUCUACCUCAACCUGAGCAACGAGAUUAACAUGGACGUGGACGUGGACUGAAAGCGGGACUUUUGGGAGCGCAAGGAGGCGUGGCAGGCAGUGUCACAUGACCAGCAGAAGAACAACAAGGUUUUUGUGUGUAGAAAUGCUUUGCGUAAGAUCUGGCAGACAGAGCACGGGUGUCCAACCUUGUCCCACUGAAAAGUCAAAGGACGCCAUUUUAAUGUUUUUCAUUUAGUAAGCAUGCAAAAAUAAAUGAUUCACAGCAAAUAUUUCAAGAGAAACUUUACUUGUUGGUAUCAACAUUUCUCCUUACAUUACACCUCUUUAUUUCCAUUCUUGCUGCUGCAUUCAUUUUAUUUCUACAUUCCUGUGCGCUGCAGGCCCAUAAAAACACAAGCUGUGGCCUGCAAAUGGCCCCCGGACCACACUUUGGUCACCCCACCGCCUGCACAGUGUAAAGAGAACCCGUUCAAGAACUUUAGCAACCAGAUAACAAUUUGGUUUGAUUAUGGGCCUGCUUACUAGGUGCUAGUAUGCUAACUAGUAGCAUGUUGCUAUUUUUGCCAAUAUCCUCGUAUUAAAUUGCAUACAUUUACAUUGCAUGAUUCAAACUGCACUGUUGGUGCUUAGCGCCGCUAUCUCGCUGUAGACACUAGCUUUAGCAUGUUAGCAUUUGGCCCAUCUCAUUGAGAUUUUGAGCUUCAGUCAGCUUGUUGAUAUUUUUGCCAAUAUCCUCAUAUUAAAUUGCAUACAUUUACAUAGCAGGAUGCAAACUACAGCUGUUGGUGCUUAGCACUGCUAUCUCGCUAUAGGCGCUAGCUUUAGCAUUUGGCGCAUCACAUUGAGCUUUUGUAUUUUACCAAGCUUGUUUAUAUUUUUGCCAAUAUCCUCAUAUUAAAUAGUAUACAUUUACAUGGCAUGAUGCUGUUGGUGCUUCGUGCUACCUUGCCAUAGGCACUAGCUUUAGCAUCUGGUGCAUCAUACUGAGAUUUUUUAAUAAAAUAAAUAAAUAUAUAAAUUAAAAAAAUAAAAUAAACAUGUAAUAAAAAAUACAAAUAAUUAAAAAAAAAAUUAAAACAGAACAAAAUAAUUACAAAUAAAUGGAACAUUUGGGAAGCACUGGUUAUCUGGUGGUGCAAAAAAAAAUAAAAAUAGCUGACCCUGUCCAAACGAAAAGAGAUAGAGCUCUUGUACUGGCGCUGUUUAGGUUGCACAGGCGUGCCUAAUAUUGUGGCAGACGCUUCCAAAGCAGUGGUAAAUCAUGGCAGUCACGUCCGCUGAUAGGAGAAAUGUAAAUCUGAUCCCGAGCCUGCCGUCGCAGGGAGACAAUCACAAACUCUUCCUCCUCCCGAUCCCGGCGGGGAUCACAAAGUGUGAGAUUAGAAUCCGCGGAUGCUCUGAUGGCGCGUGUGCGCCGAAUACAAAUCUUCCUCUUCUGCUACCUGCAUCCCAAACAUCUCGGAAUGUCUCCCCAUUCCAGCACGGUGGACGUCAGUACGCGAGGCUUCAUCCAUCUCAGCGCUCCCAUGACCCCUGACCUCUAGUGAAAGACAGCAUGUGAAAGAAAGCAUUAUGAUAAGCCACGCCUCUUCCUGUUCACUCACAUGUGCAACAAUAGACCUUAGUAGACCUUCACACACGUGACACCCGCUGUCGAAAGGUCACGGCGAGCGCCGGCGCCGCCAUCGGCACAGACCCGAGGACCCGCGCGAUGUUUUACCCACUCUAGCCAGGAGAGACGCUCUUCCUUUGCCUUUCAUGCUUUUAUUUGGUACCGCUGGCUUCCUCGUUGGAUGCACACUCACUGGACACCUGAUUAGGUACACCUGCACCCUCACACAACGCUGUCAGCGAGGGAUUUAUUGAAAUAAACCACAAGAAUAACAAGAACCCCGCAGUGACGACCAAAGAAUAAAAUAGUACAAUCCUAAGCAACAAGUCAGGUUUUGACAUGUUUUUUUCCAGAAGAAUAAUCAAGAUAACAGGAGAAAACAAGGCUGUAAGUGACACAAUAUUUGUUGUGUCUAUUGCACAUUUAAAAAUGCAGGGCUUAAAACUCCAAGUAACCAAAUGCUUUUUUUCUCAUUUUAACAUUUCAUUUGAUUUUGCAGAAUAUUUAAUAACUUUUCUUGUAAAAAUUGUUACUUCAGCCUCAUAUUUACACUUUAUCCUUGUAGCACUAUUAUUCUUUUUUUUUUUUUACUUUAUUGUAAUAUUUUUUCUAGUGCAAUUUUUCACUUUAGUAUAGUAAUAUUUCAACUUUAUUGUUGUAUUUUUUCACUGUAGUAUUUCAACUUUAUAGUUGUUUUUCCCCCCAUUUUUCUGUCUUUACUAUUGUAAUAAUUUUCUAGUAAAUGUUUUCACUUUAUUGUAAUAUUUCAGCUUUAUUGUUUUAUUGUUUUUUCCAUUUUCUAUCUUUAAGAAGUUUCAGUUUGUUAUAAUAAUAUUUUAAAUGUAUGCUAUUAUUUUUUCGAUUAUUUUUAUCUUAAUAUUAUUAUAAUUUUCUAUUGCAGUUUUUCACUUACUUAAAAUAAUUUGUUCAACUUUAUUGUUGUAUUAGGUUGUUUUUUUUUCUUUA
Messenger RNA from Dunckerocampus dactyliophorus (ringed pipefish), 2940 nucleotides. It is a transcript of the gene triqk, whose product is annotated as triple QxxK/R motif containing. The record is from RefSeq and is a predicted model, not a curated record. Gene Ontology annotation, cellular component: endoplasmic reticulum membrane. Bases 165 to 419 code for a protein of 84 amino acids. NCBI's taxonomy places the organism in Eukaryota, Metazoa, Chordata, Actinopteri, Syngnathiformes, Syngnathidae. The transcript is spliced from 4 exons.